GAUUGGUGACGGGAGAGGUGGGCCGGGCUGGGCCGAAAUCUUAGGACUUCCGAAAGCAGCGGCGGCGUGUGCUUCAGUGCCUGGAAGUGUGCGAGAGCGAAGAUGCGAAAGGUGGUUUUGAUUACCGGGGCGAGCAGUGGCAUUGGCCUGGCCCUCUGCAAGCGGUUGCUGGUGGAAGAUGAUGAGCUUCAUCUGUGUUUGGCAUGUAGGAACAUGAGCAAGGCAGAAGCUGUCCGCGCUGCUCUGCUGGCCUCUCACCCCACUGCUGAGGUCACCGUUGUGCAGGUGGAUGUCAGCAACCUGCAGUCUGUCUUCCAGGCCUCUAAGGAACUUAAGCAAAGGUUUCAGAGAUUAGACUAUAUAUAUCUAAAUGCUGGGAUCAUGCCUAAUCCACACCUAAAUAUCAAAGCACUUUUCUCUGGCCUGUUUUCAAGAAAUGUGAUUCAUAUGUUCUCCACAGCUGAAGGCCUGCUGACCCAGGAUGAUAAGAUCACUGCUGAUGGACUUCAGGAGGUGUUCGAGACCAAUGUCUUUGGCCAUUUUAUCCUGAUUCGGGAACUGGAGCCUCUCCUCUGUCACAGUGACAAUCCAUCUCAGCUCAUCUGGACAUCAUCUCGCAAUGCAAGGAAAUCUAAUUUCAGCCUCGAGGACUUCCAGCACAGCAAAGGCAAGGAACCCUACAGCUCUUCCAAAUAUGCCACUGACCUUCUCAGUGUGGCUUUGAACAGGCACUUCAACCAGCAGGGUCUCUAUUCCAGUGUGGUGUGUCCAGGUACAGCAUUGACCAAUUUGACAUAUGGAGUUCUGCCUCCCUUCAUAUGGACGCUGUUGAUGCCAGCAAUAUUGCUGAUUCGCUUUUUUGCAAAUGCAUUCACUUUGACACCAUACAAUGGAACAGAAGCACUGGUAUGGCUUUUCCACCAAAAGCCUGAAUCUCUCAAUCCUCUGAUCAAAUAUCUGAGUGCCACCACUGGCUUCGGAAGAAAUUACAUCACAACCCAGAAGACUGUUGUGAGGAGGCAUUAGCAUAAGAUACAAUGAGAUUGAGGCGACUGUUAGCUCAGGUAAGUCAAGUAACUGGCAUUGAUUGUGGCCUCUGUUAGUAGCAUGAGCUGAAAGGGGAGCCAUGAACUUGUCUUCCUGUGCUAUCUCUUCACUAAAAGUGAACCUUCUAGGUUUUUCAAAACAUGUUCUGUGGGGUACUAGUUUCUUGAGAAGGUUUGCAAGAAGCAGUUCCUCUGGCAAGUAAAAUUGAAUCAUGCUUCAUAUUAAAUUCCCCUCUUUCAGAGACUUGUACAGCAUGCAUCAGCAAAGUAAAGGCUGUGAGAAGUUGAAACAGUUAAGAAAUGUGUGUGAAAUAUUUAAUGCUGCUGUUUUCAAAGAGUUCUUGACGAUAAAUUUUUUUUUAAGCACAUUUUAUGUAAUCUAACAUCCCUUUAGGGAAUUCUAUUGCAGACUAAUAAAUAGCUUACUUUAGGCUUGCAGAGUGUGUUUGAAUUUACUAUCUAUCAACUUGGAGAGAAUGAUUUGUUUAUUAAGGGGAGACAUGUUUAAUUCUACAAACUGACACAGUCAUUAGCACUUUAUGGAAAUGCAUUGAAGAAAGUAUUUUAAUGUUUGAUUAAUUUGGGUAAGUCAGCUUUCUCUUGUGUUAAAAGAUGGAGUUGAACUAGAAGAGUUCUGUAAUGCUUCUUCCAGUUCUGUUAUAGAAAAACUCUAACAUGACUGAGUGAAUAUAAAUGUUAUUUUCCAAAGGUUCAAAAGUUUAAUUUUUAGCCUUUCAGUUUUAUGAACAAAGAGCCUGUUCUUGAAGUUUAGGCUCUGUGUUGACUUAUAAAAAGGAUAGCACUAUUUUAAAAGGGCUGAAGAUUUGCCUUUACCUACAAUCGAGAUUUUCUGCAUGAAACACAAGAAUGUAAAACAACUAUAGAUUAAACUAGAGAGAAUCUUAAAUUUCUUGCAUGUGAAAGCAUUUAGGAGAGAGGCAGUCUUGGGCUGCCAUGGCAACUCCACACAUUCUCAGAUACCCAAGUUUCUUGCAGUCACCGCUGGGCCAUCUUUAGGGCGUGGCCCUCAGGCUUGCUGCUCCAGAGAGUGAUAUG
This is a messenger RNA of Sapajus apella (tufted capuchin), 2102 nucleotides long. It is a transcript of the gene HSD17B7, whose product is annotated as hydroxysteroid 17-beta dehydrogenase 7. Bases 103 to 1026 code for a protein of 307 amino acids. The transcript is spliced from 9 exons. Gene Ontology annotation, cellular component: endoplasmic reticulum membrane. Lineage: Eukaryota; Metazoa; Chordata; Mammalia; Primates; Cebidae. Gene Ontology annotation, biological process: cholesterol biosynthetic process. The record is from RefSeq and is a predicted model, not a curated record. Gene Ontology annotation, molecular function: estradiol 17-beta-dehydrogenase [NAD(P)+] activity; 5-alpha-androstane-3-beta,17-beta-diol dehydrogenase (NADP+) activity; 3-beta-hydroxysteroid 3-dehydrogenase (NADP+) activity.